Molecule: messenger RNA, 2573 nt
Organism: Centruroides sculpturatus (bark scorpion)
Lineage: Eukaryota; Metazoa; Arthropoda; Arachnida; Scorpiones; Buthidae
Product: carbohydrate-responsive element-binding protein-like
Exons: 11
Coding region: 154-2202 (682 amino acids)
Biological process (GO): regulation of transcription by RNA polymerase II
Cellular component (GO): nucleus
Molecular function (GO): DNA-binding transcription factor activity, RNA polymerase II-specific; RNA polymerase II cis-regulatory region sequence-specific DNA binding; protein dimerization activity
Source: RefSeq, a predicted model, not a curated record
AUUUUAUAUUUCUAGGUUCCAACCUUUGGAAAUGUAUCACAGUCAAAACAAUUUGAUAUUGCCAAUAUAUCAGAAAGUGUUACUUCUUGUGAGCCAUCGUAUGCAAUUGAUGAACAGUCUUUCCAAGUUCACCAACAAAAUACCUCACCUAGUAUGAUAGGUAAUGUUAAUAAUAUUCAUUCUCAGACUGUAGUGCAAGAGAUGAAUCCAUUGUCACUUGAUGUUACUACUAGACAAUCAGCCCUUCAAAAUUCUUCCUUGGUGUCAUCCGAUAAUAUUACUUCAAUGUCCAGAACACUAAGAACAGAGAGAAAUGAUUCUUCUUUAACUUCUUUUAAAACUCUAAAUGUGCUGCUAAAUUCAGAAAAGCAUGGAAUAGAUCAGCCAGUAUCAGAUUUUAAUUGUGCAAUGAAUAUUGCAUCACAGAGUACUAAGCAAUCAUCAUUUCAUGUUACUGGACAAUUACAAUCUCAUUUGCCUUCACAAGUGCCUAUGGCUCUUUCUUCUCAAGCAAGAACUGCACAACAAGAAAGAUUUAUUAAUAGUAGAUCUUCAAAAAAUCCUCCACAAAUUUCACCUUCAUCUAUUCAAUAUAAUUCUGGUAAUAUUAAUUUAACCUAUCAAACCCCAGUUCAUACUGCUAAUGCAAUUCCUUCACAAAUACCACUUACUACUCAAAGUCACAUCAAUUUGAGUGCUGUUAAUUCAUCAACAAUGACUGCAGUGAAAUCAGAAUCAACAUUACGCAAAAUGAAUAGUACUGGUGGAUUGGUGAUAUCAUCUAAACCAGAUACAAAUGAGUUAUCAAAUGAGUUGGCUCAAAUUCGGAGACAUUCCUAUACAGGAUUAAGUGUGGAUGAAAUUUUAUCUAGGAAAAAUAUGCUUCAGAAUAGGACUAAUUUAUCCAAUUUAACGAAUAUACCAAAAAUGGCAUCUGGAGAGAAGUUUGUGAUUCCAGAAACACCUAUAAAGCAAAGAGUGAGAUCAAGAAGUGUUUCAUCUCCACAAGCUGGUACUCUAAGUACAAAUUCCUUACAACCCUCCUCAUCAGUUUCUCUGAAUAAUGUUAGCACAAGUCCACCUCCAAUAUCACAACAGACUCAAACUGGAGAAAGUCUUUCUUUUGCCUCUAAGAAUUCUUUUGUGUCAAAUACAAUAUCAAACAGAAAUAUCUCAGGAAUUCUUCCACAAAAUGCUGUUUUAGCUCAGUUGCUAAUGUCAGGUACAACAAUAGCUCCUCGUUUGGAUAGACCAUUAUCAUUCACCAAUGUGACUACCACAACAACAACCACCACUACACUUUCUUCUACAGUUACUAUUAUAAACAGUAUUCCACCAUUAGCUGCAACUACACCCACAUUUGUGCUGUCACCUGUUGCUAUUGCUACAGUUGCAAGUGUACCAACAUUACAAAGAAAUUUAUUUGUUGAUACUGCAACUAAUCAAAUAGUUGGAUGCCAAACCUCUACACAAGAUGGUAUCCCAGCUAGUAUUUCACCAGCUUUAUUAAAUUCUUCUAUUGACGGAAGUGGAUCUCCAAAUAAACCUUUCAGGCCAAAAUCAGAUGAAGAACGUGUGCAAUAUAAGGAACAUCGUAGAGUAUGCCAUAUUAAUGCAGAGCAGAAACGAAGGUGUAAUAUUAAGAAUGGUUUUGAAUCAUUACGUCAUUUAUUGCCAUCAUUGAGUCAAAAUCCAAAUGCUAAAGUUAGUAAAGCAGCAAUGCUUCAAAAAGCUGCAGAAUAUAUUCGUGCAUUAAAAGUAGAACGGCAGCAGCAACAAGAAGAAGCAGAAUUGCUAAGACAGAAGAGAGAUAGUUUGAAUGAAUCAAUCAGUUUAUAUCAAAAGCAAUUGCCUGCAACAGGUGCUCCUAUUCCAUGUCAAAAGACAAAUAGGAUGAGGGAAUUAUUUGAUGAUUAUGUAAGGACACAGACAUUACAGAAUUGGAAAUUCUGGAUUUUUAGUUUAUUGAUGGAGCCAUUGCUUGAAGCUUACAAUGAUACUGUUUCAACUGGUAGUAUAAAUGAAUUAUGUGAAUCUGUGUUAGAAUGGGUAAAUCAGCAUUGUUCACUUAUCACAUUAAGGCCAGGUGUUUUAAAUUCUCUGCGUAACCUCGGCACAACUACCAACAUUCUCACAGAUCCAACACGUUUGCCCGAAGAAGCAACAAGAGCCGUGGCAAAGAAGGAGACCAACCUACACUGAUUUAUUGCAAUAUAAAACUUGUGGCAUUUGCUUUAUACUUUAUAAACAAUUUUAACAAUGCAAUAGGGGAGAGCAGGAAUGUUUUGAUUUGCUUUAUGGUUUAUAAGUAAUCAGAAAUAAACAUUUGUAAGCAUUAGAGAGAUUGCGGCCAACAUUUUCAUUGUAAAAACAUGAACGUUGGAUGUCGAGUGCCGCAAUCUGGCAAGUCUAGAAGGUUGAUAAUGAUGUUUGCUAUGUCUAGCAUGAUGAAUAGAAGUUUGGCUUAAACUUCUUCAUUUUUUUUUGUGUUUGGGGUUAAAAUUAUGACAUAUUUUAUUAAAAAAACAAUUAUUUAAACAUUUAUGAAUAAUACUGAAAAGAAACAGACGAUU